This is a messenger RNA of Solea solea (common sole), 2618 nucleotides long. RefSeq names its product zinc finger DHHC-type containing 24 (gene zdhhc24). Gene Ontology annotation, cellular component: endoplasmic reticulum; Golgi apparatus. The transcript is spliced from 3 exons. The coding region runs from base 316 to 1191 and encodes 291 amino acids. Gene Ontology annotation, molecular function: protein-cysteine S-palmitoyltransferase activity. Gene Ontology annotation, biological process: peptidyl-L-cysteine S-palmitoylation; protein targeting to membrane. Lineage: Eukaryota; Metazoa; Chordata; Actinopteri; Pleuronectiformes; Soleidae. The record is from RefSeq and is a predicted model, not a curated record.
CGUCACGGACAUAUUUUGAAGUGACACUUGCGAACUCAGGCUUGAUUCCGUCCAUUGACAACAGUCCUUAUAAAAACUGGGUAUUUUUCAAAGCAGCUGUAUCACAUUUCACCCCUCGCAUUACAUUAGUUUGUCCCUAAAUGUGUUUUAGUCGUUGUUCAUGUUAUGCGUUUGAUUAAAUCCAGACCAGAAAGCGAUUGGACUCGUUGUUUUGCUAGGUAAGCUAACAGUGGUUAUUUGACUGAGUGUGCCUGUCAAACCGGUCCUACCACGGACCACACCGCGUCUUCAUUGAGAGGAGGACGGACUGGAAACAUGACGAGUUUCGCCACUAAAGUGUUCUGUAGGGUGGAGAGGGUGUGCCAACACCUGCCGGUGGCCCUCAAUACCUUCCUGGUCUUCUCCAUUACCGGAGAGGUGAGCUAUCUGGUGCUGGUCGAGGCUCCGCUAGAGGCAGAGCAGAAGAAGACGGUGUGGUCCGCCUGGUGGAAGGUGAUCCACCUGCUGGCCCAGUACUUCAUGCUGGGAAACAUUUGCUGGAACGCACUACUCUUCCUCAAAACCAGUCCCAGCAUCAAGGGGGUGUUCCUGGGAGGAGAGGGCGUAGGUCAAGGGUGGAGGUACUGUUAUACAUGUGAGACACACACUCCACCUCGCUGCUCCCACUGCUAUGACUGUAAAGUGUGUGUGCUGCGGCGCGAUCAUCACUGUGUGUUUUUCGGCCAGUGUGUUGGCUUCCGUAACUACCGCUUCUUCCUGAGCUGCCUGUUGUUUAUGUGGUCUGGACUACUGUAUGCCACGCUGAUGAACGCAGAGGUCUUCAUUGUUAUAUUGAAGGAGGGGGUGACUCUGCACAGCAUCCUGCUGCUGCUCAUACCCUGGAUCAUGCUCGUUUCAGGUCAGGUCUCAGCACGCGCCUUUGCCUUUGCCUUCAUUGCUGACACAUGUGUGGUGGGUUUCUUGCUGGUGUCUGCAUUCUUCUUCUUCCAUCUCUUCCUGAUGUUUCGGGGACAGACUACCAGGGAGUGGUACUCGUCCCGCCGACCCUACAACCUGGGACUCCUGGGCAACCUGCGUCAUACACUGGGCCUUCGCUGGUACCUCUGCUGGCUCUGCCCACUCAUCCCAUCACCUCUACCUGGAGAUGGGAUAAUCUUCCAGGUCACAGGAUCACUGGAACCCACACGAUAACAGCCAAAAAGUCUGAAUAUUAACACACCUUGUGUCUUUACUUUAGUGGUGAUGAUUAACAUAAUCGGGGAGCAAAAGCAGGGAAGAUCACCUCAGUUGAAGAGGAGAUAGCUUGGGAUGGGAAAGAGUAAUGUGUGGUUGUUCAGAUGUUUGUUGUGUUUGCUGCCUACCAGUAUAUGUAUCCUUUAUCUGAGGAUGGGUCUGCUUUGGAACCUACAUUGACUUAAAUCUAAAGGUUAUCUGUAAACUCACUGAGGCUGGCCUCAAGGUUCUUUGGAAUACUGAGCACUGAAAAUGUAAGAAAGCAACACUGAAACAAGAAUGUACCUUAUUAAUGUUGAAAAAUGCACAAUUUCGAUUCUGCAUUAACAAGUAUUUGUGAUAUAGACGAAGACUCCUGCUAUGAUUGACAACUUAACUGCACUUUUCUUGUACAGUUAAGCUGCCUAAAUAUGAAGGUUAAAAAUUGGCUUGCACUGUUCCUGAAUAAACUAUAGGAUUAUAAAACACAUCAUACACCUGCUUACUGCUAUGUUAUAGCUGCUGUGAUUGAAACAUGUUAUGUUUUUCCUACUCACAAGCUAAGUUUAUUACACUCAAAUUUGAUCUGGUUUAUGACAAUGAUAAUGCCAUGUUAACAUCUACAGUACCACGUAUAUGUAUACGUAUAUGACAACAAGUUGUACGUGAUGGAAAAUCUAAUGUUGCUAAUUUACAAGUUUACAGGCUAAUGUAGUACGGCCUAUCAAUGCUAAUCAUGUGAAGUUUUUGUCACAUCAAACUGUCCAUGUAUCAGUGACAGUUAAAAAAAACAAGCCUACAGAUUCAGAAAUCUACUGUGCCACACUUUAUUACUAUGUGCCUAUUUUUCCUGCGCAUAUACAGUGUUUUACACAUUUAUUAGACCACCUGUCAUAAAAACGAGAGAAUAUAAAUAUUUUGGAAAUCUUUCAAGAAUGUGUUUCAGACUAAAACUUUUAUUGUUAUUAAUAUGGCAAAUAACAAACUGAAUUCACCUUUUUAUACCCACCUUUAGCUGGCUCACUGGGCUUAUUUGAGACAGUAAAUCUGAAAAUUCAUGGAUAACAAUAGUAGUCAUAGCAUUAAAAAUAUCAUUUUGGUUAAAGAGCUUCUACAUACUGGUGUAUUAACCAUUACAGAAACAUAAAAAUGUAUUUGAUAAUUACUCAUGCUGUUAAUUUAGGCCAGCUGUGGCUUUGUGUGGUGGUCUAAUACAUUUGUUAAGCACUGUACAUAAUAUCAACAUACAAUUUGUUUUAUUGGUAAAAUAUGUUUAUAAGUAUAAACCAAAUGGUAACUUCAGAAUGUCAAAUUUAAUCAAUUUAAUCAUCAUGUCCUUAAAAUGUCACAUGCCUUUUUGGUGCUCUUACUUUUCAUAUAUGUAAUUUACAUUACAACCAGAAUGU